GGAUCAAACCAAUUGCAUUUGCAGCCCGAAGCUAGACGUCAAUCAUUUGCUCAGUGCCGCCUGUCGCGGCCUCCUCUAUUGCAGUGAAUACGGUAAGCACAAAGUUAAACGGAGCCCGUCAGCUGAUUGCUGACUGAAAGGCAGAAAGAUGGCGGCAGAAAUCCAUUCCAGGAUGCAGAGCAGCCGCCCGGUGCUGCUGAACAAGAUCGAGGGGCACCAGGACACGGUGAACGCGGCGAUCCUCAUCCCGAAGGAGGACGGGGUGAUCACAGUGAGCGAGGACAGGACAAUACGUGUGUGGUUGAAACGAGACAGUGGUCAGUACUGGCCAAGCAUCUUUCAUACAGUAUCAGCACCCUGCUCUGCCAUUUCCUACAAUCCCGAUAACAAACGGAUUUUUAUAGGACAAGAUAAUGGAGCAAUUGUGGAGUUCCUCAUGGCUGAAGAUUUCAAUAAAAUGACUUAUAUAAAGACUUACCCAGCACAUCAACAUCGUGUUUCCGCAAUCAUAUUUUCUCCAGAGAGUGAAUGGAUUAUAAGCACAGGACAUGACAAAUACCUCACCUGGAUGUGUACCAGAAGUGGAUGUCUGCAGGGAAGACACUGCUUUAGUGCAUGGGCUUCAUGCUUACAAUACGAUAUAGAAACACGCCACGCGUUUGUUGGUGAUGCCUCUGGACAGAUCACGUUAUUGAAGCUCGAACAGAAUUCUUGCAGUAUCAUUUCAACAUUAAAAGGACAUGAAGGUGGCAUAGCAUCCCUUUGGUGGGAUCCUCUCCAACGACUACUGUUUUCUGGAGCAUCUGACCACAGUAUUAUUAUGUGGGACAUUGGUGGAAGAAAAGGCAGGACUUUACUACUUCAAGGUCAUCAUGACAAAGUACAAUCUCUGUGCUACUUGCAGCUAACACGGCAGCUGAUUUCCUGUGCAGCUGAUGGGGGUAUUGUAGUUUGGAACAUGGAUGUCCAUAGAGAAGAGGCUCCACAGUGGCAGGAAAGUGAUUCUUGCCAAAAUUGCAAACAGCCAUUCUUCUGGAAUUUCAAACAAAUGUGGGAUACAAAGUGUCUUGGUCUUCGACAGCAUCACUGCAGAAAAUGUGGGAAAGCAAUAUGUGGAAAAUGCAGCACCAAACGUUCCAGCUACCCUGUGAUGGGCUUUGAGUUUCAGGUACGAGUCUGUGAUGACUGCUUCAACACUGUCAAGGAUGAAGAUCGAACUUCUUUGGCAACAUUUCACGAAGGCAAACAUAAUAUUGUACAUAUGAAUCUGGACAAUGCAAGAGGACUGAUGGUAACCUGUGGCAAUGAUCGCAUUGUGAAGAUCUGGGACAUGACACCUGUCAUUGGCUGCAGUCUGGCAACAGGUUUUUCUUCCCGUUGACUUCCAACUUCCAUAACAAUACACCUUUCACUGACCCAGCUUGGCCAGCCCUGCCUACUUGGUUCCAAGGAGAAGUGCUAUUAAAGCUGACUAGAGGUUUGGCUGAUAAACUUCUACUUUACCUAAAGAACUGGACAUUCACUUAAUAAACAUUGUGUCCAACUCCAUAAGCACAGGAAAACUCUACAAAUAGAAAUUUAAACCUUUUCUGAUUUAAAGAACUGUAAAAUAGUACCAAUAUUACAUAUGGUAUAUUCUAUAUUUAUUCUGUGCAAAACCUAACCCGAUUUAAUAAAUGUCUAUAAUGAAGCAAAACUGUGGAAGAUAAUUUUUAGAUACAAAAUGUGAGAUAUAUCUUGGUCAGAACGCAAAUUUGAAAUUGUAUAUUGUAGUGAUUCUACGUCUGUUUACAGUACAAUCAUUUUCAAUGUUGACUUAGUACUUCAAGACAGAUUCCUGUCAUAUACAGUUUAUGACCAGGCAUGAAUAAACAGGAGGCACUUUAUUGGGAAUUCAGGCUGUAAUUUUAUAUCAAUAGUGGAAAUAUUUGGAUAUACAAAAAAAAUUGUCCAUCAACCAAUUUCUUUCAAUUAGUUGUAAGUCAAGAGCAUUGUUUUUCUUCCAUGCUUACAAACAUUUUUAAAAACAGCAGCACACUAUCUGAUAAGACAGAUGAAAGAAACCUUGCAUCAUGAAAGAUCAUUCUUCUGAAUGUGCUGUGGAGACAGGUUCCUUGGCAUUUUCAUGAACUUUGAGGGCUCUUUCAUUUUAUUUUGAAAUUAAGAAACUUCCACAUGGUUUGUGGUGUAUUUAAUGAUAUCUUUAGUUCUGUUUGGCUUGUUAAGAUUAAAGUAGUAGUUGAGCUUAUUUUGUACAGACUAUAGUUCCAGUAAAAAGCACAUACUGCUUUUGACUUGGGUCAUCCUGUCAGUUUUGACGGCACCUGUGAGUAACUGUUCUGCGAUUUCAGAUCUUUGCUAAAACAGUCUUGGUUAAUAUUCCUGGGGUCUGGCUCCACAUGACCUAUUCCUGCACUGAGCAAUUUACAGAAAACAGAAUGAUGGACAAAGUACUUCCUCCACUUUGUUAUUUAAAACUCUGUGUUAACUGUGUGCUUCCAACAGUCAUUCAACCAAGAAGUUAAUUUGCACUGUUUUGGUUUUGUCCUUUUUUUAAAAUACAAAAAACUGCUAAACUUUUUCAUGAUUAAUUUUAAGGAACAGAAGCUCAAAGGUGCUAAUGACCUGAAAAUACCAUUGCAGUGUAAUAAAUUCACACACAGCAAGGGAAAGAACUGGUGAUGUAGCUAAACCUCUUUUUAUGAAAAAAAAACCACUGAAUCACACUUGUGAAUUUUUCCGUUAGUAAAUGACAGCAUCUGAUGAUUUAAAUGUGUACGAUUGUCCUAUGUGAGUUUGUGUUAUAUUUCAAUUAAUUAACAUUCCACUUAUUUGGAUAAUUAGUAUAUACAUUUUGAAAUGUUUUCUUAUUUUCACUACGGUUUUUAUCUCCUGGGGGAGAAAUUCAUCCUUGUUUGCAAGCAUUAAUAACAAGCAAGAGUAUUGACCACUGGUUGUAGUCACCUUCUGACCUUUGAUUCUAGUGAAGUUCAGGGAUGAGUAUAGCCAGAGGACAAUAAUCUUGCCAGUGUUUUAACACUAGCAACCAAGACUCACUGCUCCCUCUUCCUAUGUGUUUUUUAGCUCUUCCAUUUCAAAUGGUCUGCUGGGUGAUGGAAGCAAAAUGACGAAAUGGAUUGCUUUGUUAAAAAUUUUAAAUGACAGACUAAGUCAUCAGUCUUAUCAUAUUUGCACUUAAGCCCCACCACACAUGUCAUAAGUCUAGAACAAUUUCCCAUCUCACCUUUGCAAAGAAAAUAUAAUAGCUUAAUAUUUAAUCUAUCUUCUUGCUGAAGCUUGUUGAAAAUAAUACAUUUUGCAGUUUCUGACAGUCUUAUGCUCAGUUUUCAACAUAAUACAAAAACAACAAACAACAGUUCACUGUGGAAAAGUGUACAUUGAUGGCAUAAAUAUGUAUGCUUUUCUAAAAACUGUUGAAAUAACAUCUUAAUUUUGAAGUGAUGCAUUUGAAUGGUCUCAAACUCCCUACAAACAACUGCCAGCCAUUUCCUUGGUGUUUUACAUAGAAUCCACCCUUUUAUGCUUAUGCUACUAAAUUUCACACGUUUCUGCUGUUAUGCUGUACAUCAAAAUUGCAAUUGCUGCCAUAAUAAACUAACUUCCUAAACAUGAAUCUU
Molecule: messenger RNA, 3638 nt
Organism: Pristis pectinata (smalltooth sawfish)
Lineage: Eukaryota; Metazoa; Chordata; Chondrichthyes; Rhinopristiformes; Pristidae
Gene: wdfy1
Product: WD repeat and FYVE domain containing 1
Exons: 12
Coding region: 149-1381 (410 amino acids)
Molecular function (GO): metal ion binding; protein binding
Source: RefSeq, a predicted model, not a curated record